CAACCUUGGCGUGAAUAUAGUUUUCAAGGUCACGUCUGUCUUUGUCGUGUAGUCACCUGUGAGGACUUUUAUGAUUACGGCACCCAAUCAUUAAAUUGCUUCAACCUAGUCCAACAGCAGUUCGAGUGACAUUAUUUGAUUUCGUUCGUCGUAGACCCAGUUGAACUGGGUCGAUCGUCACCUAUUGAAUCUUUUCUAGCACCAAUCAUACAGGAUACAUACAGAAAUACGGUCUUUAACUUAUCAGGCUGGUUUGCACAGUCAUUCUUCAAGUAGUUCCAUCGCCUGUUGUAUUUUUUACACUGCAUGAACUUUGAAUACACAAAUGAAGAUCUCAUUUUGCAGUCAAGUAGCUCUUUGUCCAAAUUUGAUAAAACUAUGGAAUCUCUGUGGACUGUUUCCUAUGAAGGCAAUUAUUUUCGAUAUAAGAUUGAUUUAUCAAUGAGCUCAUUACAGAAGGUUUCUAAGAGGAAUGUGGAUAUUUUCAUCUUGCCUAAUUGUAAUCGUUUCAACCAUCGGCGUAAACCACAACCAUUCAGUGACAUUAAUGAUCCAAUAACACCGGAAUCCUUCAAUUUUAACAAAGUACCUACCCGUGAAAUCUUGCUAAAUGUUUUUGAAAAGCAUAAUACAAAAUCUUCUUUCAUCCUGAUAAAUGUCAGUCCCUUCUCUUAUUUGCAUUCUCUUUUCGUCCCUGAAAUGAAAGAGUGUUACAAUCAGGUUCUCAGGAAACAGUCGCUUUAUUCAGCUGUUAAAUGUUUUCUCUUAAGUGCCAACAGAUAUUUGUGCAUGGGUUUCAACAGUCUUUUGGCUCAUGCCUCUGUAAAUCAUCUGCACUUUCAUUUUUGGCAAUCACCAGAUUACUUGAGAGCUAUGUCUACAGAAAUUAAACCGAAAUAUGAGAACUCAAUGUUUUUCGAACUAGUUGAUCAUCCUGUAGAUAAUUUUGUCCUCGAAUUAACGGAUUUAACAGUGUUGGAUCAGUUUAUGGAUCAUCUGUGGAUGUUGGUCAUGUCGUGCCAGCAGCUAAGAAUUGCUCACAACGUUUUCAUAGCCCGUUCUAAAUCUAGCGGAUAUAUGCGUGUUGUAGUAUGGCCACGCUGUUCAGCUUUUGGUGCGAAAAAUGUUUCUGCUGUCGACUCAGAAGUAGGUUUUUACGUGGCUGUUGCUGAACUGGCUGGAAUGUUGGUUGUUGCCAGUGAAGAUAUUGCCUCUACGUUGAACUACGACAAAGUAGAGUCGAUCUUAAGUAAUGAACGUUUGCCGGAAAACACUUUGCAUAUUUUGCAGUGUACACUGUUCGAAGCUCUCCGUACCACAUAAUUAUAAUGCGAUUUGGAAAUUCUCAACGUACUCUCAAUAUUGAAUAAAACGAAAGUGUCACAAAUAUUGUCCAAACGUUUUAAUGCAGUUUAACCUGUUACACCUUAAAUUGUAUUUAAAACUUGACAACUAAGCUUUAUGUGUAGCCCACUUUUUCAGAAAUCCAGAUAAAACUAUUUAUUC
Molecule: messenger RNA, 1506 nt
Organism: Heterobilharzia americana
Lineage: Eukaryota; Metazoa; Platyhelminthes; Trematoda; Strigeidida; Schistosomatidae
Source: the annotation of a GenBank genome assembly